GAGAAAGGGCAGAGAAGGUUCUUUUCUGCAUCAACAAAACCAACUCCUGGACUUGCUGUCAAUAUCACACCAUAACUGCUAUUGAAGCUCUGCUCUCUGACUUGCUUGCAUACUCUCUCUGUUCUUUCUGUUCACAAAGAUUUGUAAAUUUAUAUUUAUCAUACCAUAUAUACUAUAUAAUAUAUUGUAUGCUCCACUUGUUUGAAGCUGUGUUGCAUAUUCUGGAUCCUAUCAUCUUGUGGCUUUGAUGUCUAGAGCAUUGGAACAUGAUUACAUAGGGUUGGCAGAGAAUCCGUCAAUGGACGGAAGCUCUGACAAACUGUCUUCUGAGGAUGGUAAAACCUCAUCACUGAACUUGAAGGAGACAGAGCUGAGGCUUGGCCUCCCUGGUUGCGAGUCUCCAGAGAGAAAAUCAGGUUCUGCACUCUGUCUUUUUGGCAAAGAGUUGCAGAACAAUAACAAUGUUUGCUCAGUUGUAAGCCCUUUGAAGGCUGGGGCCAAGAGGGGCUUCUCUGAUGUCACUGAGGGAUCUCAAGGAGCUGCUUUGUUCUCUCCAAGAGGGGCCAAUGUUGGGAAACCUAUUAUUGGUUUAGACACUCAAACUAACACCCAACAACAGGCUAACACCACCAUCAAAGAGGUUGGUGCAGUUCUUCCUCAAUCUACUAAACCGGUUCAGGAAAAGAAUGAUCAGGUUGCUGCAACAAAUGGCCAUGCAAGUGCUCCUGCUGCUAAGGCACAAGUUGUGGGAUGGCCACCAAUUCGAUCUUUCCGAAAGAACACUAUGGCCUCUAAUUUGACAAAGAACAAUGAUGACGAUGAGGGAAAAUCAGGAUUUGGUUGUCUCUAUGUAAAAGUCAGUAUGGAUGGUGCCCCUUAUCUUAGAAAGGUUGAUCUCAAAACAUAUAACAACUAUAUGGAACUUUCCUCAGCCCUUGAGAAGAUGUUCAGCUGCUUUACCAUUGGUCAAUGCAAUUCUCCUGGACUUCCUGGGAAAGAUGGACUAAGUGAGAGCUCUUUGAGGGAUCUUCUCCAUGGAUCUGAAUAUGUUCUUACAUAUGAAGACAAAGAUGGAGAUUGGAUGCUUGUGGGUGAUGUUCCUUGGGAGAUGUUCACUGAUUCAUGUCGGAGACUAAGGAUCAUGAAAGGCUCUGAGGCAAUUGGGCUAGCUCCAAGGGCCAUGGAAAAAUCUAGGAGCCAAAACUAAUGCAGAAAAAACCUGUUUGACCGAAGCUGGUUAUUACUGAAGCAUAUAAAGAUUUACAAGGGCGUUUGAGUUUAUGAUUCUGUUCAAAAUCAAAAACAUGUCAUUCAGUGUCUCAGUUUUUGUGCAUUAAUAGUCUGACAAGUUUUAUUAGUAGAAUUCAACUGGAGACAUCCAGACAAUAUAUACACAUAUUUUGUUUGUUUCUCUAUUUUGUGUAUCUUUGGAUUCUAGUUGCUGUAUAAAAGAAUUGCUUGUUGUGCUUUUCCCCUCUAUAACUAUUCUGAAUUUUCUCCAUGUAUUUGUUUUCAAUAUACAUACUGAACCUUUGUAUUUUGUUAUUAAAUGGUAAUAACCAUAUCUCUUGGUCCUAUAA
Glycine soja is the source of this 1580-nucleotide messenger RNA. Its product is annotated as auxin-responsive protein IAA27-like. Lineage: Eukaryota; Viridiplantae; Streptophyta; Magnoliopsida; Fabales; Fabaceae. Bases 248 to 1207 code for a protein of 319 amino acids. Gene Ontology annotation, cellular component: nucleus. Gene Ontology annotation, molecular function: protein binding. The transcript is spliced from 5 exons. Gene Ontology annotation, biological process: regulation of DNA-templated transcription. The record is from RefSeq and is a predicted model, not a curated record.